AUGAGUACUCAUAAUAUUCCUGACUUCCCGCCUCCCGCUUAUAAACCAUAUGACCAAAAUUCAACCGACGAUGAUCGUGUACUAACAACUUCUGAAAAUUUUGAUCACUCUACGAAAAUUAAUAAUAAUUCUGAUAAUUUAAUAUAUUCUAAAGAAAUUACUGUUCAUAGGAAAACAAAGAAUAUUGAGCGUGUAAAUUCUCAAAAACAAUUAGUAAGAGGUGAUUCUGUUAAAAAAUUGAAACAACUUGAUAAACUUGAAUCUACAAAUGUUUAUGGUUCAAAACAAUCGGCUACAAAUGAUAUUUUAUCAAUGUAUUCUGAAAAUUUUGCUCCUCAUAAGACUGUACCUGCAAGGAAGCUUGAUGCUGUUACACGUGUAAAUUCUCAAAGAAAACUUGUAAGAGGUGAUUCUGAUAGAAAAUUACGACAACUUGAUAAGCCUGGUCCUGUAAAAGAUUAUGACUCUGAAAAUAUUACUCUUCAUAAAAAUGUUUCUACAAAGAAAAUUGAUGCUAUCUCACGUGUAAAUUCUCAAAGAAAACUCGUAAAAGGUGAUUCUAUUAGAAGAUUACAACAAUUUGAUAACUUCGAUUCUGAAAAUAAUCAUAAUUCAAAUGUAGUUGAAAGACAACCAACUACUGAUUAUGUAUUAAAUUCUGAAGAUGUUACACUUCAUAGGAAUGCUUCUGCAAGGAAACUUGAUGCUAUUACGCGUGUAAAUUCUCAAAGAAAACUUGAAAGAGGUUAUUCUACUAGAAAAUUACAACAACUUGAUAAAUACGGUCCCGAAAACGAUUAUGAUUCAAACUUUACAUCUGAUCCUAAUGAUAUAUUAAAUUCUGAAGAAAUUAUAUUAAAUAGGAAUGCAUCUAUAAAGAAACUUGAAGCUGUUACACGUGUAAAUUCUCAAAGAAAACUUGAAAGAGCUUAUUAUACUAGAAAAUUACAACAACUUGAUAAAUACGGUUCCGAAAGCGAUUAUGAUUCGAACUUUACAACUGAUCCUAAUGAUAUAUUAAAUUAUGAAGAAAUUAUAUUAAAUAGGAACGCAUCUAUUAGGAAGCUUGAAGCUGUGACACGUGCAAAUUCACAAAGAAAAUUCGCAAACAUUGAUUCUGUCAAUGAAUUACAAUUCCCUGGCCAGAAUAGACCUUUAAGUUUUUAUGAUUCGAAUGUAACUGCAAGACAACCAUUCACAAUUUAUGAUCAAUUCCAAUCGUGGUUGAUCAAUGAUGGUGCCAAAAAAUUAUUUUUUGGUUUAUGGAUAUUUCUCCAUAUCCUUGUAUUUUUUAUGGCUUUUCUCAAUUAUCUACUUAAUGACGACUUGGAAAAUGCUCGAAAAACUUUUGGGUUACCUUACGUAAUUGCACGUUCAGCUGCAUUGGUUCUACAUAUUGAUGCUGCUAUGAUUUUAUUUCCAGUUUGUCGAAAUUUAAUUACUUUACUUCGUGCCACUCCUUUAAAUGGAAUUAUCCCCUUUGAUAAUAAUCUUGAUUUUCAUCAAAUUAUUGGAUGGUCAAUUUUAUUUUUCACUAUAGUUCAUGUAGUUUCUCAUUGGAUUAACUUUUAUGAAUUAUCUAAGGAAUUAAAUGGUGGUAUAGGAAUGUGGUUUCGACUUAAUUUUACUACAGGUCCUGGUGCUACGGGUUAUGUAAUGUUAAUUUGUUUGAUAAUUAUGGUGGCUACUUCGAUAGAAAGUAAAAGACGACGUCAUUUUAAUCGUUUUUGGUAUCUUCAUCAUCUUUUCAUUCCUUUCUUUGGCGCUUGGUCUUUUCAUGGAGCUUUCUGUAUGAUUAAACCAGAUCGACCACCAUAUUGUAAUGAUAUUGCUGUAUUUUGGAAAUAUUGGAUCGCAUCUGGUGUUAUUUAUACUGGUGAACGUAUUCUUCGUGAAAUACGUGCUCGUCAAAAAACUUUUAUUUCAAAAGUUAUUAUGCAUCCUUCACGAGUUGUAGAAAUUCAAAUUAAAAGGGAAAAUAUUGUGACUAAAGCUGGUCAAUAUAUAUUUUUAUGUUGUCCAGAAGUAUCGCCUUGGGAAUGGCAUCCUUUUACUUUAACUUCUGCUCCUGAAGAAGAUUAUAUUUCUAUUCAUAUUCGUGUUGUCGGUGAUUUCACUGAAGCUUUGGCUAAAAAACUUGGUUGUGAUUUUGAAGAAGAAAAAUUUUCAAAAAAAAAUAGAGAUUGUAUAAAAAGUCAAAUUGAAGGAAUUGACAUUUCUGCAUUUAAAAAAAGUUUACCCAGAAUUAUGGUUGAUGGUCCUUUUGGAAGUGCAUCAGAGGAUGUGUUCAAAUUUGAAAUAGCGAUACUUGUUGGAGCAGGCAUUGGUGUUACUCCAUUCGCAAGCGUUCUUAAAACUAUCGAGGAACAAGAUAUUGAACAAUUUAUUGAAAUUCGUACUUAUUUAACUGGCCGUCUACGUGACUCUGAAGUAAGAAAUAUAUACACUAAUGACGGUGGAAUAAAAGAUGCUGUUACAGGUCUUAGAUCACCAACACACUACGGGCGUCCUGUGUGGGAUAAAAUCUUUUCAGAAAUGAGAGAUCAAAAUCCAGCUACUGAUAUAGGUGUUUUCUUUUGUGGGCCAAAACCCAUUGGAAAACAGUUGCAAGAGAAAUGCAAUUCAUGGAGUCAAAGUUUUGAAGACGGUACAAGGUUUUUUUAUGGAAAAGAAAAUUUCUAA
Messenger RNA from Dentiscutata erythropus, 2682 nucleotides. The record is from the annotation of a GenBank genome assembly. Lineage: Eukaryota; Fungi; Glomeromycota; Glomeromycetes; Diversisporales; Gigasporaceae.